AUGGAACCAGUGAAGCUUGACCGUGGAAGCUCUUCUUGUACACGUUUGGAACACCGAGAGCACAACCACAGUAACAACAACCACAACAGCCACAACAGCCACAACAGCCACAACAACAGACGACACUGCACGACAGACGAGAACCAAUCUUGGUUGCUUUACAAAAACAGUCCAAAACCUCCAAAGCCAGACCCCGACUCUCCAAAUGACAGCCACGGAAACAAUGGGAGCGGUACUCGCUUCCUACCUUUGAAUCCUCCCCCAUAUUCAGUCAUGCCUCCUAGUCACCAGUACAGAUCUGCCACGCAUUAUGGAUCUGUGAUCCCACCGCCUGUGGCUCCCUUGACGUCUGCAGCUCCGGUCGAGUACAACACGUCUUCAUUUCCGAGUCAACAACUUCAAUCGAUCCCAAUGUCCUGUUCCAUCGUGACAGACAACCAACACCCCACUCAGCCUUAUGGAAUGAUUACUGCUGGCACACAAGCAGCGCAUUACACGGAUAGUAUUCGAACCAGGUCUACGUGCAACAAUAUCGACGCCAGGCAUGCCAACUGUGGCUACCCUCACCAAUACGGGUCGGGUGUCAGUUAUCCACACGCUCAAUAUCCUUACGAGGCCUCAUGGCCGUCUGUUCGUUAUGCAACUCCGUACAGUUACUACAUGGGGAGCAACGGAUCUCUGAGCGGUCCCACGGAACUCAUGCCCAACCACAACUCUAUCGAUAUGAUCAAUCAGAAGAAAAACUUCUUCUAA
This is a messenger RNA of Helobdella robusta, 753 nucleotides long. RefSeq lists its product as hypothetical. The record is from RefSeq and is a predicted model, not a curated record. NCBI's taxonomy places the organism in Eukaryota, Metazoa, Annelida, Clitellata, Rhynchobdellida, Glossiphoniidae. The transcript has 5 exons. Bases 1 to 753 code for a protein of 250 amino acids.